Molecule: messenger RNA, 1216 nt
Organism: Orbicella faveolata
Lineage: Eukaryota; Metazoa; Cnidaria; Anthozoa; Scleractinia; Merulinidae
Product: E-selectin-like
Source: RefSeq, a predicted model, not a curated record
UUGUUACAUGUUGAUAUGAAAUGUAACAGUACUUAUAAGAAUAAUGCAAAUACAGACACACAACUACGUAUAUAUAAUAAGGGAAAGUCCCUUCGUAAAAUAUGGAAAUCGCAUGCUUCAUUGGAAAUUGAUUGCUGGGCGGAAAUAAGUCACGAAUUUUGUCAGCCACAUAUUACCCUGAAGCUGGGUUUACCGCAAAAUCGAAACAUUUUGCUUUUCAGUUUACUUGAAAUCUGCCACUCCCUUUUGGGUGCCAAUUGCGCUUACCAUGAGUGGCAUCUUGUGGAUUUGCACGCUGUCUGUAGUGCUUAUCCUGAUUCAGAGGCUAUCUAUGAACGUUUAUGAAGAUACUUGUGCUGUCACCAAGGAAUGCAUCCAUUGUUGUGUAGCAAAUUCAUAUGGUUACGAAUGUUCAUGUCCAACUGGUUUUUCUCUGGGGCAAGAUAACAAGACAUGUGAAGGCAAUCCUGGACCUAACUCAUCUCAGGAAUCAACCAGCUCAAGUACUACCGUGAAACGCCGUCCCCAGUUAUUUGCGCCCGCCAACGGAAGUUCAAAGCGGUGUUCCAAUUUGCCAGGCCAAACCUGCAUAUUUUCCUGUGAUAGAGGGUUCAAAGUUGCUGGGUCUGUAACUGGGAAAUGCAGCAGUAAUGGAACUUGGAAUGGAACACAAACUCAUUGUAAUGCCGUUACCUGUCCAGCUCUGGAAGCCCCAUUCAAUGGUAUGCGGCUGAGCUGCUCAGGAAAAACAAUAGAAUAUUACAAUACAGUCUGUCUGUUUUCAUGUGGUACUGGAUUCAACGAGUUCGGGUGUCCGUCAAGGAAAUGUCUUGAAAACGGGACGUGGAGUGGCAAAGAUUUUCUGUGUACAGGAACACGUGGAUUUUUAAUUUGAAGAUUCGCUUUUCCUCAGACAGUCAAGCGUUGGAAUUGCAACGUUUUCCAUCCAUUGACAGCGAUAAAUUAUUCCUCUCUUGAAAUGAGUGGACGUCUGCAGUGCAACAAGCAAUGGCACUACGCUAAAGCGGGAUAUUUGAUCUGAUAUUACGCAUUUUUGGGUCCCACGGUUUGGAUUUCGACCAAAGACUCUUCUGAAAACUAAAAUGCUCAAAAUAUGCCUCGGGAAUAUGCCCAUUAUGAGCUAGAGAUUUAUAUCGCGGGAUAGUUGACGAGGGCGCAGCCUUCGUCAACUAUCACACAUAGAAAUCGAGAGCGA